AAAUUCAGGUCAGCUCGUUGCGAAGCGAUACACACAUCACAGUCGGGUGGAAUCUGUUAGCACUGUAGAAAGAAGUUAACAAGUUUAAAUUACAAGUGAUACUAGUGAUAACAGUUCCUGCUGUAGUUGAAUAACCAUGCCUCACAACAACGUUAGGAUCUUGAUCACUCCGAAUGCAGCAAAAGACAGAGUCAUCAGCAAAUUUCCACCUGCUUUCCAUCCUGAUGGUACACCAUACCAUCAAACGAACUUUCACCCCAAAGUAAAGAAUGCUUGUUUGGAGAACAAAACUGGUCGUGUUAGUCUUCGCAUCUCAAAAGCCGUGAUUGUUGGAGAUAUUUCAAUUGGUAAAACAAGUAUGGUGAAUAGGUUCUGUCAUAAUAUAUUUGACCGAGAUUAUAAAGCUACCAUUGGAGUAGAUUUUGAAGUGGAAAAGUUUUCCAUCCUGUCAGCACCUUUUACUCUUCAAUUAUGGGACACAGCUGGUCAAGAACGGUUCAAGUGUAUUGCUGCUUCUUAUUACCGUGGAGCUAAUUUUUUAGGCAUUGGAGUGGUACUUCCUCAGACUUGCAUCAAAGCCAUGCUAUUACAUUGUGUGUCUGACCUUGUUAAGAAAUCAGAAGCAGCUUAUAGGAAUGUAGAACUUCAGGCAAUAGAAGUAGCCAAUUCUAUAGAUGCAGAAUAUUGGGCUUUGUCCUCUAAAACAGGAGAGAAUGUUAAAGAAUUCUUCUUCCGUGCUGUGUCUUUGGCAUUUGACAGAGCUGUCUUAAGAGAACUUGAACCGACUGAAGCUUCUGGCAAAAAAAUUGGAAAUAAUAUAUUUAAAAUCAACCGAGAAGACUCAAAUCUUUUUGAAAAAUCAAAAAGUGGACCAAAAUGUUGUCACUGAUGCCUUUCAUAGCAGUUCUUGGACUAUUUGCAAUUGAACCAAAGUCAUUUGUAUUUUGUAUUUAACUGUGCUCAUGAUUUCAAAGGGAUUUAUUUUAUAUACUUAUUCUUUAUAUCUGUCCCACAUACCUACAUUUAAAAAUUUAUUAUCAGGGAAUGCUUUUUUUAGCAAGUUAUAUGUAUAUCUGUUUAUAUUUUUUACUAUUAUUUUAUGCUCAUUAUCAGUUUGUCAGAAUCAAAAUUCAGGGUAUUGUGUUUUAAAAUCAAAUCCAGAAAGAAAAAAAAACAUGAAAGUAAAGGUGGGCAGAUAAACGGAAAAAGAAGUAUAAACUUAGACGUUAACAUGCUAUGUUUACAGUCCUUUGCUUAAUCUUGCAUGUUCAGAAAUACUUAUCAAGUGGGGAUAAUCCCCAUCGACUAAAGGCCAUAUCUAAUUAAAAAAAAAAUUUUUUUUAUACAUUGUAAUUUUAUUUUUUUAAGGAAAAUUUAAACCAUUUUUACAGCAACUUACCUGAAAUCAUUUCUCAUUUGAAAACUGAUGGCUUUAAAUUGUUCAUAUUUAAAUUAAAAUCUCUCACCAUAAUUUUGUAUAAGAACAUUUUGUUAAGUAAUAUUUCAAACAAUUAAUAAUGGUUUCAAAUUUUGCCACAAGGGCAGUAAUUUUAGAGGGAGGGGAUGAGUUGAUUACAUUGACCCCAGUGUUAAACUGAUACUUAUUUUAUCAACCCCAAAAGGAUGAAAGACAAUGUUGACCUUAGUGGAAUUUGAACUCAGAAUGUAGCCACAGAUGAAAUACUGCUAAGCAUUUUUGCCCUGUAUGCUAAUGAUUCUGCCAGCUCACUGCCUUACACUAGACUAAUAACAACCAUGUUUAAGGCAGUGAGCUGGCAGGAUUGUUAGCAUGCUGGGCAAAUUGCUUAACAAUAUUUCAUCCAUCUUUAUGUUCUGAGUUCAAAUUCUGUCGAGGCCAACUUUGCCUUUAAUCCUUUCAGGGUCAAUAAAAUAAAGACCAGUUGAGCACUGGGAUCAAUGUAAUUGAUUUUCCUUUCCCCACAAAUUAUUGCUUUGUUUCCAAAAUUCGAAAUCAAUAAUGACCACUUACUUAACUGCUUUGCUUUCCAUGGAGCAUAAGCCAUCAAUAACUUUUCUCCAUUGCUCUUAACUCUGGGUUGUCUCUUUUGUUUCUCUCCUGUUAGAUCCUUACUUUUCCUGCAGUUUCCUUUUCAGAUUUUGCUGCACCAUAUCAGAAGGCUAUCCUCUCCUAAAUCUUGUUGGUUUUGAUUUGUUAUUGAUGCUUCUGUAACUUAGCUUUUUUCUUGCCCUAUGCAGACCCAUUUUUAUUUCUGGAGAGAAGUGGUCCAUAUUAAUCUGACCUCUAUCCCCUUGACUUGUCCAGCAUGGGAGACCCUACUAGGAGCUUGUGCUCUGCUGGCAUAGCUCCCUGGGUCAUUAAGGCACACAGCAAGUGUCCUGCAACAAGGACUGGACCUUGUGGUGGAGUCAUUCUAUUAAUUCCCCCCAAAUUUGUUGAUUAUUUAAAAAAAUUAAUUGAAAUACACUGUUUAUCUUGUUAGAAACACAGUAGAAAGGAUGAAUUGAUAUUCAGAUAAAAUUUCCGUAACUGAAAAGCUAAAUUAACAAUAUGGUAAUUUAUUUUGAUUAAAUUCACAUUUCAGAGGCUGGUUUUCUUAGGAGGAAGGACUAGGCAUAAUGGUUAGUGUGGGAUUUGAAGAGGAGAACAGGAUAUAGGCGAUGGGAAGUGGUGGAGAGAUAAGGGAGUUGGAAGGAUCUGAGUGGAGAUGGUACAACACUAUUUAGCUCUGAAGUGAAGAUACCACUGAAAUGGUGGUAGAAAAGGCAGAGAGAGGAGACAACAUGUCUCUGGGCCAAAAGUUGGAGUGUGUUGCUUAUUGACUUCAUGCUAAUCAAAUGGAUGUUAUUUACAAUGCUUGUGUAUAACAGUUGUCCUGUUGCAAAUGUGGGAGUUAUAAUCCAUUGCAGGACUUACUUGAGUCUUGUUGAGGUCAGCUGUUGUUGGGAAAGUCAAGCUGUCUACCAGAUUAGAUAUAGCACCAGUGGGGAGAUACAUACUCUAAUCAUCCUUCAGGCAGUAAUUCUUCAAAUAAGAUGGUUUGAACACAUGCUUUUGAACUUUCAUAAAUCUUUAAAUAAUCAGUGGAAAAUGUCAUUGAUGAUGAUGACAGAUGCCUUGAAUAUUUCUGUCUGAAUUAGAUGUUAUAUUUUAUCUACAGUUUAUUUUUUUGUGACAGACAGGCAGGCAAACCUAAAGCAGAUGUGAAAUAGAGUGGGUAUGUAAUUGAUGGGAUCACAAAUGGUAACAAAAGGACUUUGAUAAACCUAGAUGAUUGAUUGGUUGACUGAAUGAUUAAUCAAACAACUGAUUAGUAAAUUGGUUAAAUGAUUAACUAGUUGACUAAUAAUAAUAAUAAAAGAAGUGAAAUAGAACCAGUGUGCAUGUUAAUUAUUGGCAUAAUGUUGUUGUUGUUGGCACUCCGUCACUUACGAUGUCGAGGGUUCCAGUUGAUCCGAUCAACAGAACAGCCUGCUCGUGAAAUUAACGUGCAAGUGGCUGAGCACUCCACAGACACGUGUACCCUUAACGUAGUUCCCGGGGAGAUUCAGCGUGACACAGUGUGAGAAGGCUGACCCUUUGAAAUACAGACACAACAGAAACAGGAAGUAAGAGUGAGAGAAAGUUGUGGCGAAAGAGUACAGCAGGGUUCGCCACCAUCCCCUGCCGGAGCCUCGUGGAGCUUUAGGUGUUUUUGCUCAAUAAACACUCACAAUGCCCGGUCUGGAAAUCGAAACCGCGAUCCUCUAUGACCGCGAGUCCGCUGCCCUAACCACUGGGCCAUUGCGCCUCCAUUGGCAUAAUGAUCCACCUGAGAUAUAACAAAAUCUGUUUCAAACAUGAGUUCACAUCAACAAUCUUGUAAAUCAAAUACAAAAAUGAAAUAAUUUUCUAUAAUUUCCUUACUUUGUGCCAACCUGGUUUCCUAUUUAAUUCUUUAGCAGUCAAAUUAUUCUGUCAAAUGUAAUGCUUACUUAUUGUUUUGAAUUAAUCAUGCAUUAUCUUGUAGCUUUGAGAUUUCAAUGAUGUGAUUAUUUAUUUUUAGAAUGACAUUGUAGGGUAGGUGUGAGAGGCCCGAUCUCGCUGGUUUGCACAUAAAACAGCUAGAAUAUUUUGGCUGGAUAUGACUGGUUUAAAUGCUAAAGGUUUAAUAAAUAAAGGAAAGCAAAAAUGUUAACAUGUUAAGAGCAAAAUAUUCAGAAAAGAAUGUCUCCCCAAUGUUUACUCAAUAUAAGAGUAGUCAUUUUACAAUUAGGAUGGUAUUUUUAGGCAUUCAUUCAUUUGAUUAUUGGUAAUUAAAAAGAAAGUUCCAUGUAGAAUAUUAGUUGCUCAUUUAUGUUGUGUUACAGAUUUAUUUUGUUUAUUAUUCCUCAAUUAAAACUCACUUAUGUAAUUCCAUUUUGAAGUUUUCAUUUUUUUUGAAAAUCAUAUUGUGUAUUUAAUUUUUAUUUUUAGAUGUUCCUUUUAGUAAACUUGAUCAAAGAAACCAUGCUUUCUUGCAAAUAUUUUAUAUUGUCUUCUAUGUUACUGCCAUGGAAUAUGUGAAACUAUUUCUUAAAUUAUUCUGGAUUUCGAAAUAAUAUAUGACACUUAAAAGUAUUUAAAAUGGUUACUUAUACAUUAGAAUUUAAUCAAAUCUAAUAUUCUAUUUUUUUCUUUUUUGAGAAUUACCACUCAUUUUUUUUAUAAAGUCAAUAGCGAGAAAAUUAUUGACAAUAAUCAUCUUUCUGGAGUUGAAAAAAAGAAAAGAAUGUAAAAUAAUGUUUGAUUAUAUGUUAGCCUCUAUCACAUAAUGAUAAUGAAAUAUUUCGAAGAUGUAAUAUUAUGAAAGUGCUUAAGGUUAUGGACUAUUGAAGUGAACUUCAUUUAUUCAAAUAUAUUUUAAAGAGGCUGGAAAAAAGAUAAAACAAAAAAUCACAAAUGCAAUUAUAAUCAUUAAUAUGAAGCUACCUUAGACAUCAUGGCCUUUUGAAAGAUGUCGGGCUUACCCAUUCCUUAGAAGCUGUGCUUGACAAAUGGCAAUUUGUAAAGUUAAAUAGCUCAAUGUGAAGUCUCAGUUUCAAAAUGUGUUCGUAUACAUAACAAUUAUUGGAAACUUAUCUUCUAAAAAAACAAAGAUAUAUUUACAAGUGUUUAUUUUCAAGGGAGAUAACUGUUUUAUAAUGCAAGGGAGAUAAUCCGAUAGUUUCUAUCGAUUUAAUGGGCAUCUCUCUAGUGUUUGGGCAAAUAUCAUCUCUCAGUUUAUUUGUCGUAAAUCUUUAAAUAUAAUUAUAUAUUGUAAAUAUAACUGAAAUUGAAAAAUAUUUUAUUCUUACUACAUUUCCAAUAAAUAUUCUGUAUCUUUCCCAAACCAACGUCGUGGGCGACACGAAAUCUUUCAUUCUGCAAGCGUUACUGUUUCAUAAACUUUCCUGAGAUUAAUAAAGCGCUUUUCUUUUCAUUCCUUUUUUUUUUUUUUACUUCAUAAGACGUUGAUUUCAAUCAACAGCUUUCACCCUUGGUAAAACUUACAUGAAGAUAAAUGCUAACAUUCAAGCUGUUCCCUACAGCACACACACUUCAUACAUUUACACACAGGCAGGAAUGCGCACACGCACACACACACAAGCAGGAAGGCACACACACACACACACAAGCAGGAAGGCACACACGUACACGCAUGUGCACACACACACACAGAAGCAGGAAUGCAUACACGCACACACAUGUGCACACACACACAAACAGGAAUGUGCACACACACACACACACACGAACAGGAAUGCACUCACGCACACGCAUGCAAGCGUGCGUGCGUGCACACACACACACAAACGAACGUGUGUAUAUAUAACUGAAAAGCUAAUUUUUUUUUUUCACUGUUUUUCUUGUAAGAAAAGGUGGUGAGCCGGCAGAAUUGUUAGCACACUGGGCAAAAUGCUUAGUGGCAUUUUGUCCGUCUUUACUGUCUGAGUUUAAAUACCGCGAAUGUCGACUUUACCAUUUAUCUUUUCGGGAUUGAUAAAAUAAUUACCAGUUGAUCAUUGGGGUUGAUGUAAUCCCCUGAAAUUGCUGACUUUCCACCAAAAUGUGAAUCUAAUAUUUUCUUGUAAAAAAUUUCGAUAUGUUGUUAAUAACGUAUAUAGUGCCUAUGCAAGAUUAUCAGUAAGCAUCCUUGCAAUUGAAUAUCUUUUAUUUUAUCUUAUUAAAAUCCUAAAUGUUGUUUUUAACCCUUUGAUCAUAAUAUAUUGUAUAUAUCAUUAUUGUUAUAACUUGUUUUGUUAAAAUAUCAUAACAAAUAUUUAGUUGUAAUAAAUAUUUGUUACCUAUAUAUAUCAUUGUAAAGGAUAAUAAAUAUAUUGCAUUUAUCAUAA
Octopus bimaculoides (California two-spot octopus) is the source of this 6333-nucleotide messenger RNA. Its product is annotated as ras-related protein Rab-34-like. NCBI's taxonomy places the organism in Eukaryota, Metazoa, Mollusca, Cephalopoda, Octopoda, Octopodidae. Gene Ontology annotation, molecular function: GTP binding; GTPase activity. The record is from RefSeq and is a predicted model, not a curated record.